Messenger RNA from Drosophila ananassae, 2112 nucleotides. Its product is annotated as stabilizer of axonemal microtubules 1. Bases 240 to 1721 code for a protein of 493 amino acids. Gene Ontology annotation, molecular function: microtubule binding. Gene Ontology annotation, biological process: microtubule anchoring. Gene Ontology annotation, cellular component: ciliary basal body; cytoskeleton; axonemal microtubule. The record is from RefSeq and is a predicted model, not a curated record. NCBI's taxonomy places the organism in Eukaryota, Metazoa, Arthropoda, Insecta, Diptera, Drosophilidae. The transcript is spliced from 3 exons.
ACGCGCCAAUCGACAUUCUCCGCCUAUAUAGAACACAUUGAAAAAAUUUUCAUCGUCGCAGGCCUGAGCAAAAUUAUUAUUUAGUCGUUUUGGAAGUGUUAAGUGUACUAUAUCUGUUCUCAGCUCCGAGCAAACAAAAUUAUUUCCUUCGACAAUUGCCUAGUUUUCGUUUGUUGGUUCCCCGACCCAACCGCUACAAUCUGUCGUAAGUAGGAGUUAUCUCACUGGUCCUCAGCACAAUGUCGGGCGAUUGCAACACACACUGCCCCAACCCGUGCGAUCCCUGCGGCGGUCCGACCGACUUUACACCAUGCCCGGCAGGCGCUACCUGUCCGCCUUGCGAUUGCGGCGACUAUGCGGGAUGCUGCUACCAGCAGCCGGCACGCACCAUGCCCAUUCUUCCCAAGUCCAACUUCAUGCGGUCGACGGCUCCUCUGGACACGGACACCAUUUACCGGCGCUCGUACUACGCCAACUGUGGGGACAAUCUUCGGGCUCGUCCUGUUAUGCCAUGCAGCCAGAUCCGGGCCUCCACAGCACCGCUCGAGAAGUGUACCAUACAGAAGCUCUCGUACAUGCCGCCGUGCCCCACCAAGCGGACGCCACCCAUCGUCCCAAUGGAGAGUGGAUUGCGCUUCGAGGGUCCCAUCUACGCAAUGACCUCUCAGAAGCACGAUUAUGUACCAAAGGGCAUGGCGAAGCGAGAUCCGAUUGUGCCACGUGUGGCCAUAUGCUCCUCCAGCGCCCCCAUGGAGCGCUGCACAAUCCAGAAGUUAAGUUAUAUGCCGAUCGAUGUGUGCUCGAACCCACCACCCAAGCCCAUGACCCAAGGAUCACACUACUGCAAACCAACCGGGCCGAUGGAGCGUUGCACAAUCCAGAAGCUGUCAUACAUGCCGGUUUGCCUGCCGACCAAGGAGCCGACCCCAUGGGCGGACAAGAUCCGCUGUGUGCCGCCGCGCUACUCCAACGUCUGUACUACUUACAAUCUGAGCUACAUGCCCAACUGUAAUGAGGCGCGUACUGCUCCGGUGCUCCCCUUGACUACCUUGCGCUUCUGUGGCAACGAUUCUGGUGCCGGGAGCACCGUCUACAAGUUAAGCUACAUGCCAGUGGACGCCUCGCGCACCAAGCCAGAUCCCGUGCUGCCCAGAGAUACCUUCUGCCGUCCCACCGGACCACUGGAGAGGUGCACAAUUCAAAAGCUCUCCUAUCAACCGAACUGCUCGGAACGCACUCCCCCCAUUCGCCCUAUGGAGAAUGGGCUGCGCUUCGAUGGUCCGAUGUACGCUAUGACCACCCAGAAGCACGAUUUUGUGCCUAAGCCGCCAACAAGGCGUGCUCCGAUAAUGCCCCGCACCGCCUUUUGCCGGCCUAGUGGUGCUAUGGAGCGCUGCACCGUAAACAAACUCUCGUAUAUGCCGGUGGACGUCACCUGUUUCCCCAGGACUGAGGCCGUUCGCCCAGCCUCCGGGUUCUGUCGCAACGAGGGACCCAUGGAGAAAUGCACUACCUACAAGCUGAGCUAUAUGCCAAACUGCAUUCCGCCCAAGGAACCGCUGCCCUGGGCCAACUACACAUCCUACUGUCGGCCAAGCGGUCCUAUUGAGAAAUGCACAAUCCAGAAGCUUAGCUACGGACCUCCCGGUGCCUUCCAACGUUGCAGCGGUCCUUGUGGAAACGGCGGCGGUGAUGGCUUCCCGAAAGCCGGCAUUUGUUGAGCUGGAAAUACAUUUUGAUUGCUCCACGAAGUGCGCUGCAUAUCCCGUGUUCAAUUUUACAUGUUAAAGCAAAAUCUUUAAGUCUCCAGCUUCAAGGACACGUUACGUUACCUUUUUCAGCAUCUGUGUGAACAAUGUUCAUUGAGCACGACUCGUGAAUGCUAAGAUGCCCUUUCUGAAGUAUUUCCAUUAUGUGAGACGUCAUCUUAGGUUUUCUCAACUCUGUAACCUCUACUUGUUCACCGUUUUAUUUUUUGUGUGAUGACCCUGCGUACUUACAGAAAAUUUCUAGUGAUCAAGUGUCUGGUUAUCGAAUUGUAGGGUGUAUUCCCCAUUAUAAAAUUAAAGUAUAUAAAUAUAUACAGAGUAGAACAUAUUUAGAUAUCAUAAA